AUGUCGCCCGUCCAGCAGUACUGGCUUCCGGGAUAUGGACUCUCCCGCCACAUUGUCCUCGGACACAUCCACUACUUCCUCGGUCCGUCUGCUUCGGUCCGGCCGUAUAGUUACCAGGAACAAAUUGAGGAUCUAGCUACCAUGUCUCGAGAGUAUGAGAAACAGGAAGCUGCACGCAUGACUGCUCAGAGCCAUAAUUCCCAUGGCAACGGCAAUGGAGUAUCUUCACGGCAGUCAGAGCCCUACAUCAAUGAGUUGAUCCCUGUUGAAACCUCCCGGGGACGUCGGCACCCAGAAUCAGAGACUAGAGGCCGUUAA
Messenger RNA from Penicillium longicatenatum, 318 nucleotides. RefSeq lists its product as uncharacterized. The record is from RefSeq and is a predicted model, not a curated record. The transcript is spliced from 2 exons. Lineage: Eukaryota; Fungi; Ascomycota; Eurotiomycetes; Eurotiales; Aspergillaceae. Bases 1 to 318 code for a protein of 105 amino acids.